Messenger RNA from Drosophila virilis, 2238 nucleotides. RefSeq names its product translocating chain-associated membrane protein 1 (gene TRAM). Gene Ontology annotation, cellular component: endoplasmic reticulum membrane. Gene Ontology annotation, biological process: SRP-dependent cotranslational protein targeting to membrane, translocation; protein insertion into ER membrane. The record is from RefSeq and is a predicted model, not a curated record. NCBI's taxonomy places the organism in Eukaryota, Metazoa, Arthropoda, Insecta, Diptera, Drosophilidae.
GCCUAUUGUGUCUAUCGAUAAGCCAAACAUCCAACGAAUUCCACGUCACUGUCGGCUGGCACACGAAGCAAACAAAUAUCAAAAACGGACAUCGUGGCCAAACAUCGUGACAUCGACGAUUGGGUGCCCCAACAUAAUAUUGUGGCGCUCUGGGCGUGUGGAAGUGAGAGCGCAUAUCAUUAGCCGGCAAUACCUAAGCGUACGUACGCUGUGUGUGCGCAAGCGAGCAGGCAAUAAACAACAACGUGAACAAGUGGUAGUGAGCAGAAACAACAACAACAAGACGACAGAUACACUAUUACCCGUUGGAGCCGAGAGUCGUUUGCGUGGCAGUUUUUUUUGUUUUUUUGUUUCUGUGUUGCUGUUGUUGUUGCUACCGCUGGCUGUAUGUUUUGUUGUACUGCUGCGGCUGGUGGCAGCGCCGUUGUUGUUGCUGCUUGGCUCUGUUUGCCAGUAGGCCGCCUUGGCAUUCACACACAGACACACACACACACACACAGCGUUUUCGGUGAAACGUAGCCACACAUUCAUUCAGUUAGUUAGUCAGUCAGUCAGUUAGUCAGUCACUCACUUACAGGUGAGCAGCAGCAGCAGCAGCAGCAGCUAAACUAAAAGCCAGAGGCAGGCAGGCAGCAGAGGCGGCUGGACCACAGGCGCACUGGAAUAAAAAAAAAAGAAAAAAAAAGUAAAACUUUAAUUAAAAACUAAGAGUGCUUAACAAGAAUAACAAAAGGAGAAGAAGAAGGAAAAUCACAAGAAAUACACAACUGGAAGACGCCUACGUCAGCAAAUUGCAGCACAAAUUCCAAUCCUCAACUAGCCAGAAGAAACAACAACCAGAACAACAACAACAACAAGAAGAAUAACUAUGGCCAUCAAACCGGGACUCGGCCGCAAGACGAGCAACAAAAAUCCACCGAUAUUGAGCCACGAGUUUGUCAUACAAAACCAUGCGGACAUCAUCUCCUGUGUGGCAAUGGUAUUUGUUGUUGGACUGAUGAACGAAUCGACGGCAUCGUUUGCCAGCGCCUUCAUAUCGCUGCAUCAUAAUGUUAGUGGCGAGGAGGCUAGCCGGGAGCAGCCGUAUGGCAAGCCAUACACAUAUUUGGCCGGCAUUAAGGACUAUUGUGCGAUAUUCUUUUAUACGCUCACCUGCAUCAUAAUGCACGCCAUCAUACAGGAGUUUGUGCUGGACAAGAUUAGCAAGAAGCUGCACUUAUCGAAAUUCAAGCUGGCACGCUUCAAUGAAUCCGGCCAAUUGGUUGCCUUCUAUCUGCUCUCAUUCGUUUGGGGCACACAUGUGGCGCUGCGCGAAGGCUAUCUGGGCCAAGUGGCCCAACUGUGGGAGGGCUAUCCGGCGCAUCCAAUGAGUUUCCUGCAUAAAUUCUAUUUUAUCAUCCAGUUGGCAUACUAUCUGCACAUGCUGCCCGAACUCUAUUUCCAGAAGGUGCGCGCCAAGGAGGAGCAACAGCCCAAGAUAAUACAUUCCAUAAGCGGAUUCACGAUCAUCGUAUUGGCCUAUACGCUUAGCUUCCAGCGCUUGGCGCUUGUCCUGCUCACGCUGCACUACUUUAGCGAGCUGCUCGCCCACGUAUUCCAGCUGAUUGGCGUCUUUGAUCGCGAGGAGCGUCUGGCACGCGCCAAUAUUGUGAACAAUGUAUGCUUUGUCCUGGUGCGCUUUGCCACCUCGGUGAUCGGUGUGCUGACGCUCUACUAUGGCAUUGGCCGAUCUGGCGGCAGCUAUAAGGCGCGUGCGGUAAUCGCCAUGAUUGCCCUGAUCGCUCUGCAGGGCUAUCUGGUCUACUCGUUUAUUACCGAACAGCUGCGCGCCAAGCGGGAGGCGAAACGCGAGGCUAAGCUGCUGGCGGCGCAGACCAAGAAGGCGAAGGCGCCCAACAAGGAUAAGCUGAAGCGCAAGAAGGAGAGCGAUCUGCCCGAGGCCGAUCAGGCCUCGCCCAGUCCCGUCAAGCAGAAGCUCAAGUGAAUCAGCUAAGCAAGGCUGCGGCUCCAGCAAACAACAAAAUCUUCCGCACACUUCCAGACGCUCAAGCAACAAACAACAACAACAACAACAACAACAACAAACAACAACAAGAAAACGAACACGAACAGAGCAGGCUAACAGCGAAAUCCAGCAUUUGCUACACUAAACAACACAACACGUCAAAUAUUUUUAUACUGUCGCGCUGCAUUUAGAAUAUUCUCUCAGAGCGGAAGCUAUUUGUAAACCUAAAUGUU